AUGGCCGCACAUUUAAUUAUACUUCUAUUGCUGUUCCAAUUCUACUUGAUUGAUGGUAAACCUCCGGAUCUUUCAAAACGGGUCGUUCAUGCAGUAAACUGCGGUGGGCGGCGUCACGUUGGCGCCUAUGGGAUAGUCUAUCAAGAGGACCAAAAUCCACAAGGAACAGCGUCUGACUACGGGACGAGGUGGGCGUUUUUGAAUGCGCCAGUAGAUGACCGAAAACUCUACGAGACAGAAAGGUAUUAUGAAGGGGAUCUGACAUAUGUUUUCGACGUUGCUAAAGAUGGAAACUAUGUAAUUAUUUUGAUGUUUUCCGAAGUGUAUUUUAGUGGACCUGGAGAAAAGGUGUUCCACGUGCAUGUCAACGACAUUCCAGUAAAAAGAAGCCUGGACAUUUUUCGGGAAGCUGGAGCUACAGGUGCAGCCUAUAAUCUUUAUAUUGACGUAUCGAUCAGCAAGAAGGAAUUAACUAUCGGAGACUUGAUAGGCGAUAUGGAUGGGGAACUCCAAAUACGACUAAUACCGGUGAUCGAUAAUCCGAAGAUCAAUGCAAUAGCUAUUCUAACGGGUACAUCAGAAUCACUGCCACCUCCCCCGCCGCAACUACAAACGCAACAGGAUAAUUCGCGUCGCCGCUCUAGAAAAAAGGUUAUCGAAGAUGACGAUGAGGAGGAGGAAGAAGAGAGGGAGAGUGUGACUGAAAAUGAACGGCAAGGAUGGCAGGAACCGAAGCGCGAAAUCGCUAGUGGUCCACGAACACGCAAUCCAUUCGAAGACAAGAAUGACAACGUCUUUGUGUACCUGGGUGUGGCAUUUGUUUGCUUACUACCGGUCGUCGCCUUUCUUAUGCACAUGUGA
This is a messenger RNA of Necator americanus (New World hookworm), 861 nucleotides long. RefSeq lists its product as uncharacterized. Gene Ontology annotation, cellular component: membrane. The transcript has 8 exons. Gene Ontology annotation, molecular function: carbohydrate binding. Bases 1 to 861 code for a protein of 286 amino acids. The record is from RefSeq and is a predicted model, not a curated record. Lineage: Eukaryota; Metazoa; Nematoda; Chromadorea; Rhabditida; Ancylostomatidae.